Messenger RNA from Staurois parvus, 291 nucleotides. The record is from the annotation of a GenBank genome assembly. NCBI's taxonomy places the organism in Eukaryota, Metazoa, Chordata, Amphibia, Anura, Ranidae.
AUGGUCAGAAACUAGAGACAUGCUACAGAAGAUGGUCUGAGACUUCAACAUGCUAAAGAGAUGGUCAAAAACUGCAGACAUGCUACAGGAGAUGGUCAGAGACUGCAGACAUGCUCCAGGCAAUGGUUAGAAACUGCAGUCAUGCUCCAGGAGAUGGUCAGAGACUUGACAGAAACUGCAGACAUGCUACAGGAGAUGGUCAGAGACUGCAGACAUGCUCCAGGAGAUUGUCAGAGACUGCAGACAUGCUCCAGGAGAUUGUCAGAGACUGCAGACAUGCUCCAGGAGAUG